Polistes canadensis is the source of this 8626-nucleotide messenger RNA. RefSeq names its product mediator of RNA polymerase II transcription subunit 12 (gene kto). The transcript has 12 exons. Gene Ontology annotation, molecular function: transcription coactivator activity. NCBI's taxonomy places the organism in Eukaryota, Metazoa, Arthropoda, Insecta, Hymenoptera, Vespidae. Gene Ontology annotation, biological process: regulation of transcription by RNA polymerase II. The record is from RefSeq and is a predicted model, not a curated record. The coding region runs from base 523 to 7281 and encodes 2252 amino acids. Gene Ontology annotation, cellular component: mediator complex.
UUCAUGAAUUUUAGCAGACGAUUUUGUAAACGUUUCCCGGAAUAUGCGUUCGUGUCGUUUAUGAAAAUGAUAAACAAAAUGCCUCGGUAUCGCUUGAUUUUAAAAAUAUCAUCGAAAGCGGCCGUUAUAUCAUUCUAGAACUCUUCGAAUUAUUUUCUAGAUUACCGUGACGUCGGUAAAAACUUCUAUAUGAGAAUUUACUCUUAAUACAAUGGCGUCUGUCGUUACAAUUUUGACGUAAGGUUUUAACUACUUGCCAUCUGAAAGUUACGGUGUCAAUUAUGCGCAAAUAUUUAUUAAAUCUCGUAUUAAUAAUCUCGCGGUGACCGAUCCUACGGUCCUUUUCGUUCUGUUAUGAUUGUUAGUAUUGUAUUGUAUAAUUAUAAACACAUGAUGAUGGAAAAGGAACUAUUAAGCUUGGUGCAAUAUUACAAAUAAGUGUCAAACUUUUAAUACGCUUUUUUGACGUUUUUAUUGGCGAUGUUGAUAAUCAAUUAUACAAUUUGAUUAUUAUCUUGUACCAUGAUGGGAAUAUUGUAUGAGAAACGGCCACUGAAGAAGCCAAGACUGGGACCACCUGACGUUUAUCCUCAAGAACCUAAACAAAAGGAAGAUGAGCUUACGUCUGUUAAUGUCAAGCAUGGAUUUGCUACAAUGCCCCAAUUAUCCGAUGAAUUCGGUACUGCAAGACAUUGUAAUGUUACUGCUGCCAAAGUAGGGGCAUAUUUCAAUGCUAUACUUAGUAAAAAAGAAGAACUUGCAACUAUGCCUGAUACUGGAAGAAAAAGGCAACAAAUUAAUCCUAAAGAUAACUUUUGGCCAGUAACUGCUAGAACAAAAAAUGGUAUAGAAGCAUGGUUCAAAGACUUGUCAGGGUGUAAACCUUUAGUGACUCUUGCAAAAAAAGCACCUAAUUUUAAUAAAAAAGAAGAAAUAUUUAUGAUGUUAUGCGAAUAUCAAGUACCUAUGUUAAGAGCUGCAUGGUUUAUCAAAUUGAGUUCAGCGUAUACUGUUGCAGUUUCAGAAGCUAAGAUUAAAAAACGACAAUUACCUGAUCCUACUACAGAAUGGACAGGAACUUUGAUAAAAUUUCUAAAAGAUCAGCUGUCGAAAUUGCAAGAAUAUUAUCAUAUAGGUAUUCAAGUAACUAAUACCACAAAUAGUAAUGCAAAUAGUACUAGUACAAGUACAAAUAAUUCAUGCAAUGGCAGUACUACACCAAGUGCUAAUGGAAGUAACAAUAACACUGUUAACAAUAAUACAACUGGUAGUACUAAUGGAUCUAUAAAUACUCAACCAGCUACACCAAAUUCAAAUGUUCAAUCAAUAGUUACUGCAGUUAUGAAUGAUGAACAUAAAUUAGCAAUGAAACAAUGGCAAUAUUGUAUUCAGUUAGCCAAGUACAUGUUUGAAGAGGGUUUGUUGGAUAGACAAGAGUUACUCCAAUGGAUAUUAGAAUUAUUAGAUAAAAUUAGAUCAUCGCCAUCAGAGGAUGGCAUCUUAAAACUUUUAUUGCCAUUAGCUUUACAAUAUUUAGAAGAAUUUAUACAGUCUGAAUUAUUAGCUAGGCGUUUAGCAUAUUUGUGUUGUCGCAAAUUGGCAUACAUGUGUAACAAUGUUGAAGUGAAUAGCAAUCCGCAAAGUCCAUCCAUUGUUAAAACUGAAGUUAAUAAUGGAAAAGAUACAGCUGUUACAAAUCAAGGUCCACCAAAUCCACUAACCGCAGCUUUUAAUGAAUAUUUAGUUUGUCCACACCAUAGAGAUGUGUUAUAUAGUUUAUCUACGAUCAUACAGGUUAUCACUUUAGAAUGUCCAACAGCAUUAGUAUGGAAUAGCGUUGGAGAAGGGAAAGCUCCAACAGUCUUAAACGGUUCUCCAUUAGAUUAUUUGCCAUGUCCUCCUGCCGCUUUACCAACUCCACCUACAAGUGCUACUGAUCCUACAAGGAAACAAUUGAAGAUUGGACAAGAAAAUAUAAGAAUUCGAUCGCAAUCUGCUGAGGGACGAUGGUCGUGCGAUAAAUGGCAACAAAGUAGUGCAGGAAUGACAACUACUAAAGUAUUAGCAGCAUUAGAUGCUUUAGAUAGACAUAGUUUUGACCGAAUGGAUGCAGCUAAUUCGUUAGAUACAUUGUAUGCCAAAAUUUUUGCUCCUUCUCCAAAAGAUAAUAAUAAUGAACGUGAUACAAAAACAGAAUAUAAUCCACAACAGGAUUCUGCUGUAGUUGAAAUUCUUUGCGAAUGGGCAGUAAGUGCAGAAAGAUGGGGAGAACACAGAGCAAUGGCCGUUGCUAAAUUGCUAGAAAAAAGACAGAGUGAAGCCACUGGAGAAACAAAUGACAAUGAUGACAAAGAUAGUGUUUGGAGUAAUGGAAAUCCACCUGUACUUCCAAUUUUUCAGCCACUGUUAAUGAAAUUUUUAGAUACAGAUGCUCCUGUUUUAGAUAACUCAACAUCACAAUCUAAAACGCAAUUUACAAAUUUAGUUCAUUUAUUCUCAGAACUAAUAAGACACGACGUUUUUUCACACGAUGCCUAUAUGUGUACAUUGAUUUCAAGAGGAGAUCUUAUACAAGGUCCAGCAGCAAGUAAGCCUGGAACACCUAGUAAUAGAGAAAUUGAUGAGGAAAGUCUCUUCUCAGGAAUAGAAUUAAAACCAACUAAAUUGGAGGUACCAGAUCAUAAUAGAGCUAUGGAUUAUGAUGAUAGUAAAAUAGAUGAUGACUUAGACAAGUUAUUGCAACAUAUUAAAGAAGACCAACAAAAUAGUAUGGAUGCACCAGAUAGUCCAAAAGAAGAUGCUUUGGCUGGACAUACAGGUCAUGAGGGUAUUGACUCCAAAAUUCAAUCAAGUCAUAGCCGUCAUUUAUUAUAUACAACACAUUUUCCUUUACCACAGGACGAGACAUGUAGUCAGCACGAUUGCAAUCAACGUCAUGUACUGUUGUAUGGAGUAGGUCGUGUACGAGACGAAGCUAGACAUGUUGUUAAAAAAAUGACAAAAGAAGUAUGUAAAUUAUUUGGUAAAAAAUUUAGCAUUGACGUUGCGGAAGGUGGAAAAGUGAAAAAGCACUCGCGCAGUGAAUUUAAUUUCGAGGCUAUAACAAUGAAAUUUCAAAACUUAAGUUAUUUUGAUCAGCAUGUGGUAACGUGGCAAUGCGCAACACAAGUUAUUGAAAUGCUUAAUACAUUUGCAUUGGCUGGAUCGUCUUAUUUGCCAGUGCAAGAACACGUAGCCUUUCUAUUUGAUUUAAUGGAAUUGGCUUUAAAUAUUUAUGGUCUGAUAGAUGUCUGUAUUCAAAUACUUAAAGAAUUGCCAGAAGUUGAAGCUCAAUUUACAGUGAGAAAUAGUCAACUUGUUAGAAGUUACACUACCAGUUUAAGUCUAUAUGUUGUAGGAGUAUUAAGAAGAUACCAUUGCUGCUUGUUACUAUCACCGGAACAAACAACAGUUGUAUUUGAUUUGCUAUGUAAGGUUGUAAAACAUGUCGCAAAUCCAAGUGAUUGUAGCUCAGCAGAACGUUGUGUAUUGGCUCAUCUCUAUGAUUUGUAUUCCACGUGCUCGUUGUUAAAAACUAAACCACAUGGCGUGGAAGCGUUUAGUAAUGCGUAUCCAAAAAUUCGUACUGCUCUUUAUAGUGCAUUGCAACCGACACCCUCAAGUCAUGUAUAUAAUUCACAAUUCAUGGUUGAUGUGUUUACUAGUCCUAGAAGAGGUGGAAAAAUUGAACCGCAAUGGGCCAGACAAUUAAAUGAAACGCCAGCAAAUCGUUAUAGUUUUGUAUGCAAUGCUAUAGUUGCAGUUUGUAGUGAAACAGAUAAUGACAAAUUAAAUGAUAUUGCUAUAACUUGUGCUGAGUUAACAGCUUGCUGUAAUGCAUUAAAUGCAGAAUGGUUGGGAGUCCUCAUGGCACUUUGCUGUUCCUCUAACAGUUCUGCAUUUUACAUUGAUGUAUUAAAUCAAGUUGAUGUCCAAGAUUUAAGUAUACAUAAUUCUCUUGCAGUAUUUACAUCAAUUUUAAUUGCUCGACACUGCUUCUCAUUGGAAGACUUUGUUGUACAUAUAGCAUUGCCAUCGUUAGUUAAGGCCUGCAAUGAAGGUCGUGGAGAUGCAGAUAUGGAAGCUGAAGCCGGAGCUCGUUUAACAUGCCACUUAUUAUUGCGACUUUUUAAAACAGUCGAAUGUCCUCAGCCAGCCUUGUAUUCUGUUGGUACAAGUCCUCAUCCUUUACCAAAUGGAAAUUCACGAGGAUACAGCAUAAAAUUAAGUUGCGAUAGACAUCUUUUGGCUGCAGCACAUAACAAUAUAAGAGUGGGUCCAGUAUUAGCGGUAUUGAAAGCUAUCCUUGUAGUAGCUGAUGCAACUGCCGGAAAACAGCCACCUAAAAAACCAGAUGUGUCUAUGACUCAUUCAAGCAAAGGAGGUGGACCUGGUAGUGUUGGCGUUGGUAUUGGUGUUAGUAGUGGUGGACCUGGAGAAUUAUCAAUUAGUCAUAUUUUAGGAACCAGUGAUAUUUUAGGAGGUGGUGAUGAUCUUGGACUUGAUCUUGCAAUGUCUUCCUCUAGUAGUAGUGCUGGUAUGACUUCCGAAAAUGUAAAAGGUCUUUCGGACUUCGCUCAGCAUGUUUUACGUCAAAUUUGUAGUCAAGAAUGGGUCUUGGAAAGGUGUUUACAAAAUCCUGAAGAACUUUGUCAUCCUGACAUGUUAUUAGAUAGUAUGUUAACUCCACGCCAAGCACAAAGAUUAUUACAUAUGAUAUGUUAUCCUGAAACACCAACUGAAGCUUUCAUCGAUCAAAAAACGCAUAUUACAAGUAUUCUGGAAAACUUAGAACAAUGGAGUCUUAGGAUGUCUUGGCUUGAUCUACAAUUAAUGUAUAAACAAUUCCCACCUGGCUCUGUCGAUCUUUCUCAAUGGCUAGAUACUGUUGCAAAAGCUGCUAUCGAUGUAUUCCAAUUAAAUUCUUUAUCGAGUAAAACUGAUAGAAGAUCAGGUUCUAUAUGGCUAGUGGCUCCUCUUGUUUCUAAACUACCAAGUGCUGUACAAGGAAGAGUUCUUAAAGUUGCAGGCCAAGUAUUAGAAUCUGGUAAUUGGUCAAAAACAGCUGGUCGUGAACGAGGUAGAUCCAAAUCGCCAUCACUUUUUAAUCAUCAGCCAUUCUUAUCGUUGGUAUUGACAUGUCUGAAAGGACAAGACGACCAAAGAGAAGGUUUAUUGACAUCAUUACAUUCACAAUUGUCUCAAUUUCUUAAUACAAGCAAAGAAGAGAAGAAUAUAGGUUCCGAAGAUCCCAAAGCAAGAGAAGUAUUACAAGAUGCUCUUCAAUUAAGAUUUAGCUUAGUUGGUGGUGUUUUUGAUACAAUACAACGAAAUACAACUGCUACAACUGAUUGGGCUAUUUUGCUUGUUCAGUUAGUCAGCUAUGGGGUAAUCGAUCUAAACAAUAACUCAGAACUAUUUACAACUGUUAUAGACAUGUUAGCAACAUUAAUACAUUCCACUUUAGUCUCAGACUCACAGUCUGAAAAAGACGAAAAUAAAAAGCAUUAUCAAAAUUUAAUGAAAAAAUUAAAAAAAGAACUUGGUGAUAGAAAUUCCUCGAGUAUUCGAUUCGUUAGACAAUUAUUACCGCUGCCAAAAUUAACGAUGGAAGUUAUUACUUGUGAACCAGUUGGUUGUUUGACGGAUACUAAGGGAAAUAAAAUCGCUGGUUUUGAUAGUAUUGAUAAAAAGCAGGGCUUACAAGUAUGUGAUUCGCAAAGAGUUUCUGCAUGGGAAUUAUUAGAAGGCCAUAAGAAUCCAGCACCUUUAUCUUGGGCAUGGUUCAGAGCAGUUAGACUAGAACGUAAACCGCUUACUUAUCAAAAUGCGCACAAAUUAUUAAGGUAUCAUACACACAGUCAGCUUAGACCACCUAAUUAUUAUUUGGAACCGCCACCAUUGCCGCCAGAAGAUCUGGAACCAGACAAAAAAGAAUCUGAACCAGGUAAAGCUGAUACCCCAAUGAGCAUUGACUCUCCAGGAAGAGUUGGUGGCAGUGUGGGUAGUAGUGGAGUAGGUAAUACUGCGACUAAUGGAAAAGGUAAAGCUAUGAAAGCUAGACGACACAGAAGAAACAAAGGUGCUGCAACGCCUACAGCUCCUGUGUCACAACAAAUACAACAACCACCAUCUCAAUUGCAACAAAUGGCUUUCAACAAUCAACAAGCAGCUGUUGCUCAGCAAUCUGGAAUGUUUACUGGGCAACCACCACAGCCUCAACAACAAUGGUAUGCAAAUCAACAAAAUCAUACGCCAGCACAGCAAUAUGGAUAUGGACAACAAUUGCCACCAACACCAGUCGGGGGACCUCGUUAUGAAAGACCCGGAAUGAAUAAUCAGUCCAAACAAGCAUUAUCUAAUAUGUUACGUUUACGAUUACCAAAUCAAUUUAUGGGUACUCAACAACAACCUAAUCCCCCGCCAGUAGCUGGUCCAAGUGCUUUCCAGGGUAUGCAAAGGCAACAGUUUAUUAGACAGCAAUUAAGAGCACAACACGGUGCGCCGGGUAUCAAUCCACAGCAGAAUAUGUUUGCACCGCAACAACAGCAACAACAACAGCAACAGCAAGGAAUGUAUGCCGGAAUGCAGCAAGGAAUGAAUCAGAAUUAUGCAGGAUAUGGCGGACAACAGAUGAUACCACAACAGCAACAACAACAACAGCAACAACAAAACCCUCAACAGACGCAACAGCAACAGCAAUUAUUACAACAGCAACAACAACAACAAGGAAUAAUGAAUCAACAACCAAAUAUGAUGUUCACAAAUCAACAGCAAAUGAUGGGACCUCAACGAGGUCCAGAAUAUAUGCCACAACAAAGAAUGCAGCCUGCUGCAACGAGGCCACCUUACUUACAAGCACCAAAUGUUACAAUGAAUGCUAUGGGACCAAUGGGUGGAGGUCUUCAAAACCAACCUGCUCCACCAUACAGACAAGCAGCUGGCAAACCAGGUGCAGUGGGAGUAACUGGAGUUACAACAAACGUUAGUUUACAACAAAAUCAACAAUUCCAGCAGCAACAAGCUAUAAAUCAACAACGUAUGAGACAACAAAUGUUAGCUUUGCAACAACAACAACAACAACAGGCACAGCAACAGCAACAAGCACAACAGCAACAGCAACAACAACAGCAAGGUGCUGCUGGUGGGCAACAACCAACUCCCCAAUUAGUUACGCAUUUACAACGGCACUUGAGUCAACCACCACAACACCCCUAUCAACAUCAACCACCAGGAUAUUAAAACUAAAAAGAACAUGGUAUUGUGUAACACAGUGUUCUUUCAAAAUGUAUACGCACUCCAUUUAUUAAUCUCGUACAUUCUUGACUUAAACAGAAUUGUAAUUCAUUCUUUAAACGUGUACCUCCACGACCUAUGUGUUCAGAAUAUUAAGCAUUAACCCUCUAUAAAGUCACGUAUGUAACUUUAAAGUUACCUACCUUACCUAAUUAUACGUAUUUUGUAAAUCUUAAUAUAGUUAUAAAUGUAUCACCAUUUAUAUCUCGAAAAUUAAUACUUGCUAAGUUUAAGUUAUACUUAUGCUAGAGGAUAACAUAAUUAUAAUAAUAUAAGUUAUAUAUUAUAAAUUUCACAUUAGAUAAUUUUUAUUUGAACAAACAAAUAACUUGGACUAACGUAGAGGGUUAAUGUAAACGCAUAAUAUCAUAAAUCUUGAAAAUCUGUGUGGAUCUUCUUUAUUGAUAAUAGUAUAAUAAUUCAUUAUUAUAUUAUUUUAUUAUAAAUACUGCUACUAGUUUAUCCAAUAUUUUAAUUUACCUAGUCUUAUCAAUUUUGUAUUGUAUAUAUCGUAUUUUAGACUGUCUCGUACAUGUAUUUAUCAUCGACAUAAAUUGCAAAAAUAUAGAUAAAGCGACACUAUAUUGUAAUAAUACGAGAAAUUCUUUACAAAGUCGCUUUUAAUUUUCACUAUGUCCAAAAUAGUAUAAAAACUAUAUUAUAAAAAUGAAUUAUAUUAGGUUGUUCAAUAAGUCCACGUGAUUUAUUCUAAGUAAAUAAUAUGGCCAAAAAAUCCGUAUGAACUAAUCGGCCAACCUAAUAUUUUACUUCUUUAUUAAUAUAUGAUUAAUUAAUUGUGAACUUAAUGCAAAGAAAUUAAGGUAAUUUUGUAAGAUGUAUCUAAAAAUUUCAUCAAUUUUUUUAUUUCAAUUUAUUUUUUUAACUUAAUCUUAUAACAUAAUCGUGUAUGUAUAAUACCAAUCUGAUAGAAUUUUUUUUUUAAUUUCUCCAAGUCUCGAGUUAAUUUCUAUCAAGUUUCAAAACUCUGCAUAUUCAAAAAUUAAAGAUUAUGAUAUCUUAUAUUUGAUGAGAUUAUAUAAAGGAAGAUUUCCUUUAUUAAAUUGUAAUUCAUAGCUUUGUAUAUUAUGUGGGGAAUUACCUUUCGAAUCCUUACCUUUUGAAUCAUUUUCGUGGUAUGUAAACGUGCACAAAUUGUGGAUUUUUUUACACCGAGCUUUUAAUUAUUUUCGAUUAUUGCAUUAAGUUUUUUUCUAGGGGAGCUAGCAAUUCCUGAUGUUCAAAUUUUACCGGGCGAUUCGAAUGUUCUUUGUCACUACUGAUGUCACAAUAA